CAAUAGUUAAACCACUCCCAGACAGUGUGAUUAUUUGCACUGUAGAGACGUAGUUAAUUUUCUUUUUUGUUCGGUAUAGCCAGGUAAUUAGACGAAAAAAAAGAAAAAAAAAAGGCUAUUCUAUCAUAAUAUCUGCUCUGUCGUUUGUUUAGUUUUUCAAAAACAUCUAGAAGUACUCGCUAUUAACGAUGGUCGCUGCCAAAUCUUCUGUCAGGAUCGGAAAUGACGCCGAAACAUAUGUGUUUGACAUAGCUCAACUGAAAGAUCAGAUAGCUGCUAGCUGCUCUAACGGUACUUGGGCUUGUUAUGACAAGACAACUUUACGAGAAUCAUUCAAAGUUCCAAAUGCUCACUCUAAUAUCACAGGUAUUAUUAACUAUGAGAAGCAUAAUGGUGUAUUAACUUGUGGUACCGACGGAAAAUUACACUUGUGGGAUAUACGAAAUUCACCAUCCAAGCCAGCUAGAACUUGGACUUCACAAUCAGUCCCCUUAACAUGUUUGGCAGCGAAUCAGACGGAGCAGAUAGCAGCUGGUUCUGAAUUGACACGCUCUUUAGCUUCCAUCUUCUUGCUAGAUGCUAGAAAUGAGCAAAAGAUCAUCCGUCAAUGGAACGAUGCUCACAACGAUGAUAUAACCAGUUUACAAUUCCAUCCAAAAGAUAAUAAUUUACUACUUACUGGGUCCGUGGAUGGACUUGUUAAUCUUGUAGACAUUACUAAAGACGAAGAUACGGAGAAUAUCGACGAAGACCCAUUGUUGCACGUAAUUAACCACGACGCUUCUAUUCACGUUGCUCGCUUUUUAGGUAAACGGAGAGUCUUGGCAUUGUCUCACAUGGAAUCUUACGCUCUGUAUAAGUUAAAACGUGAUUCAGACGAGAAAACAUGGACGAGUAAAGAGGUUGCUUCAGAGCAAGACUUACGACAAUCGCUUCCAUGUAGUUAUGUAAUUGAUGCUUUUCCUGGUAAUGAUAAGCACUCUUAUAUGCUCGCUUUUGGCUCUUUUUCAAGUAAUGAGACUCAGAUAGCUUCUUUGGACGCAGACACCGGUGCAAUUCACAAAAAUGAUACCAUAUUUGAACGAAUGAGUACUGAAAUUUGCCGAGCAAUUACCUUUGACUCUAAAAAUCAUGCAUAUUACAUGGGCGGUGAAGAUGGUAUGCUACAAUGUUUUACUGUAUGAUUUAAAAAGGAGAAUAGGAACAUAUAAAAUUAGAGUGUCUUAUUUAUUAGCUUUUUUUUGGUAGUUUUAUAUUAAAAAUCAUCCAGCGUUUUGCUUGUACUCUAUAGGCAACAUUCCCUCAGAUGUUGAAUGGAUUUUUAAGAGCAUAUAUUAA
Messenger RNA from Schizosaccharomyces octosporus yFS286, 1338 nucleotides. RefSeq names its product WDR89 family WD repeat protein. Gene Ontology annotation, molecular function: protein binding. The transcript has a single exon. The coding region runs from base 189 to 1184 and encodes 331 amino acids. Lineage: Eukaryota; Fungi; Ascomycota; Schizosaccharomycetes; Schizosaccharomycetales; Schizosaccharomycetaceae. The record is from RefSeq and is a predicted model, not a curated record.